This is a messenger RNA of Zingiber officinale, 2634 nucleotides long. RefSeq lists its product as uncharacterized. The transcript has 2 exons. The record is from RefSeq and is a predicted model, not a curated record. The coding region runs from base 144 to 596 and encodes 150 amino acids. NCBI's taxonomy places the organism in Eukaryota, Viridiplantae, Streptophyta, Magnoliopsida, Zingiberales, Zingiberaceae.
ACAACACUCGCACCCGUUCCUUUCCUCCACUCCGUAUUUUAUUUAUAAACCUUGCAAUACCAAUCAAAUCGUCACCGGACCCCGUUGCUUCCUUCAGCAUCGGGAUUAGGGUUGAAGUUCCCUCUUUUCCCGUCCCGACCACGAUGCCCACCGACGACCAGCUGUCGCGGCUCAUCCACGAGCUCUGCUCCCUCCUCGCUGGCCUCAUGCAGGCGCCCCAGCCUGCACUGCCGCCCGCCGACGCGCCCCCGGCGCUGAUGCGGCGCCCGCCGCAACGGAUGUCGCCCGCGGGCUUCGCCUCGCUCCUCCUCGGCGCCUCGCUCGCGCUUAUGCUCUGCGGCUCCGUCACUUUCGUCAUCGGGUUCAUGCUGAUGCCCUGGGUGAUCGGGCUCGUCAUGGUCUUCUACUUCGCUGGGAUGUUGUCGAAUUUGUCCGGGAUGGGGAGGGCCGUCUUUUGCCCCUCCAGCCCCAAGGAGAUGUCAGGAUACAGACAUAAAACAAAGAGAGUUCAAGUGUACUUGGCAAUGAAUGAAGUCUCGGAUGCGCGACCUCUUAGCAAAGGAAGACCCGACAAUAAUGAUAAGGCCGAGACAUAAAGGAUAGGGAGGCAUCCGAGGGAUGCGAGACUGAUGGAGGAGGCUAGAAGGCUAGGUCUAAGUUAUGCAGGGUAAGGACGAGUGCAUGAGAGAUUGUACUCAGGAUAAAAUCCUAGGCUUAGGGUUUACUAUAGCAGUCACUGUAGCGGUCGACUGGUAUUUUCAUCAGUCGAUUGGUAGCGAACAGAAUGCCUCUGUUUGCUCAACCCAUUUGGAGCAGUCGAUUGGUAUCGAAUCAUUGGCCUAUAACAAUUGAAUUUCAUUUAGGACCAGUCGACUGGUAUUUUUACCAGUUGACUGGUGACGGGAAAACAACUUGAUAUUUUCUUAUCGAGCUUUAUUUAAUAGAACUUGGGGUGCUUGGGCAUGGUUGACGAAAUAAAGGUGGUUAACCCCUAUUAGUAGUCUUCCUAGCUCUUGUGUGUGAUCCGUGUGUACGUGAUCAAGGUUGUGGCAAGGUUUUUCCACCCACAAAGAGAUCGUGCUAGCCGGAGGUUUUCCAGGGAUUGAUCUACCAACAGAUUGAGGUUUUGUCCACCUUACGGGCACGCCAUGGAGUAGAAGCAAGUUAUCUUCAAACCACGUAACCAAACGUGUUAAGGUUGAUUCGUUUUCUUCUUUCUUAGUGCUUAGGGUUUAGCUUUCUUAGUAUUAUUUUUGUAUUUCCACUGCAUACUAACGAGUAGGAAGUGACGUUUUGGGUGAGAUACUAUUCACCCCUCUCUAGCGGAUGUUAAGGUCCCAACAAGUAGUAUCAGAGCGGAUUGCUUUUCUACAGACUAAUUGUCGAGGGAGCAAAGCACUAGAGGAAGAUGGAGUCAGAAGGUCCGCUUGGAUGGGAUAUCCAGAUCUCACCUUCAUAUGACCGAGAAGACUUCGGGCAUUGGAGGUUGCGCUUGGAGACUUUGUUCCAAAUGGAUUGGGACCAUUGGAUGACAUUGGAGGAUCCAUUCGAAGCUCCGACGAACAUGAAAGGAAAACACCUCCGUCCUCGGUAUUGGACAAAGGAAGAAAGAGAGCAAUCAGAGGUGAAUAAGGAGGUAAUGAAAAUUCUAUUGAAUUUAUUGCCCCCUAACAUUUUGGUAAGUGUACGUAAUUCGAGAAUGCAAGUGACAUGUGGAAAAAGGUAAUUGCAUUUCAUGAAGAACUUACAAAACUCUAAGGAGUGGAGGAGCCCAAGGAGAAUGACUCAUUGAUCCAAGAGAAGAAGGACCAAUUGGUUGUUGACACGUGCUCAACAUCCGAGGAGGAGAAUAAAGAUGAGGAGGUAUCAUCCACAUCUUCAAGGGAGGAAGAAGUGGAAUUGUCCACAUCUUUAAGUGAAGAAGAGGAAGAGUAAUCCAAGGAAGAGAAAAUCUUGGAAGUUCAACCAUCCACCUCAACUAUCAAGAAGAGCACAAAGGAUCACAUCAAAUGCUUUGAGUGUGAUAAGAUGGGGUACAAGAGUAGGUGUCCUUCGCUCAAAAAGGUAAAGGAAGUAAUCCCUAAACCCGGUAAAGUUGUUUUAAGAACUAAUGUGGGUCGUAGGGAUGGAUUCAAAGAGAAGAAAUACAUUAGGUGUUUCACAUGUGGUGAGUGAGAACACUACCACGCGAAGUGCCUAAGGAGAGGAGAGCCCAAGAAAUUGAUGCACUUAAAAAAAAUGAAAAAAGAAGAGGAGAUCAAGUCAAGUAGGAGCUUCAAAGGUAAAAGAGAGCCCCCAUGGCGUAGCGCAGACGGUGGGUGCAUGGUAUCUCUGGCGUAAUGGCCAGGGGUCAAUUCUCAGGAACUGAUGACCUGGAGUUUACCCCGUCAUGCGCUUAUAACCUGUGUACAUGCAUGAACCUCCCUCCAUAUCCGUGGGGCCGACACUAGGGGGUCGCUAAGGUAGCGGAUCUACCUUUUUUUUCAAAGGUAAAAGAGAAGGUAAUUCCUAUUUUAAAGUUUAAUCCAAGUUCAAAUUCCUUCAUGCUUGUUAGGAAUAUUAAAAAUUAUACCUAAUAAGACUCAAACCACUUUGCCUAAGGGAAAGAAAGUGGGUGAAAACCUAAGCAUUAAU